This is a messenger RNA of Colias croceus (clouded yellow), 1577 nucleotides long. It is a transcript of the gene wcd, whose product is annotated as U3 small nucleolar RNA-associated protein 18 homolog. NCBI's taxonomy places the organism in Eukaryota, Metazoa, Arthropoda, Insecta, Lepidoptera, Pieridae. The transcript has 2 exons. The coding region runs from base 246 to 1553 and encodes 435 amino acids. The record is from RefSeq and is a predicted model, not a curated record. Gene Ontology annotation, biological process: rRNA processing. Gene Ontology annotation, molecular function: protein binding. Gene Ontology annotation, cellular component: Pwp2p-containing subcomplex of 90S preribosome; small-subunit processome.
CUUCACAAUUUUUAUUUUUUGAGGUUAGGGCAUAUGUUUUUCAGACAAAACUUAGAAGCUCUCGGUAGAGAGUAGUAUAUUCCUUGCUUAGAAGUUAGUUUAUACAACACAACAUUAAUUAUUAUUAAUGGAAAAUUUAAUUUGAUACCUAAAUUCGGUUUAAAAUAUAUUGCAAUUUACAUGAUACAGUUGAUUGCAGAGCAUUGCCAUUGUUUUUCUUUUCUAUUAUUAAUAAAUUACCCAAAAUGAAACGAAGACACGAUCACAUAGAUGCUGAGGAAUCAAAAUUAUCAUCACUACUCUUCAACAAAAAUGAAAAUUUCGUUGAAAAACUAAAAAACAAAGAGACACAGGAUGAUGUAACUGAGCGUAAACCAAUCUGGAAGGAUGAAGACGAUGAACAGUAUCGCGUUAAUGCUGUUAUACCUAAAUUGAGUGACAAUGGGCUUUACGCCAAAAAACUUAAACAGAAAUAUGAAACCUUAAUUGGCACACCUGGUUGGGCGAAAAUCAGUGAAAAGAAGGAAGAUAAAGGAUACAAAUCGGAUGUUAUGAAAACAGUUGGCCAUUUACAAAAGAAAAAGAUAACAAAGUUUAGUAAACAGAUAUUAGAGGUUACUAACCAUACAAAAAUUGUGACAAAUCGCAAAACUGUUACUUCCUCAGCAGAAUUCCAUCCCAAAGUGAGUGCAAUUUUAUUAGGAGAACAUACAGGUAUAGUUUCACUUUAUUCAAUUGAAGAGAAACCAAAUAAGUUACAUAGUUUCAAGCUAGGAGGCUGGCAAAUAAGCCGAGCAAAGUUUAAUCCUGAUGGUUCAAAGGCCUAUAUUUCGUCAAAACUUAAACAUAAUUACUGUGUUUAUGACUUGGUUCAAGCAAGCAAUAAGGUGAUUCAGCUACCCAAGGCAGUUAAAAGGGCUUGCAUUUUUGAACUAUCGCCCGAUGGAAAAUUUAUUGCGGCUACCAUGGGAUUUGAUGAAGUUUUCAUACUGUGUUCAAAGUCAAAUGAGCUCUUGAAGUCUCUAAAGAAUAACACUAAUGUAAAAUCGAUAGUAUUUAGCCCUGACUCUUCACAAAUAUACUGUUACAAUGAAGAAGGUUACGUUGUUGUUUGGGACUUAAAAACAUACAGGGCAGUGAAAAAAUUCCUUGAUAAUGGGUGUAUCAAUCCCUCCUGUAUUAAAAUGAGUCCUUGCGGUCGACUUUUAGCUACCGGUACAGGUGAGGGUAUAGUCAAUGUGUACGAAACUUCAAAUAUAACCACCAGUGACCCGAUUCCCUUGAAAACGAUAUCACAUUUACAGACAAAGAUAUCAAAUAUCAAUUUUAAUUCCUCUUCUGAGGUGCUAUCUCUUGCAUCAAGUUACUAUCCCAACGCUUUGAAACUGGUGCACAUACCAUCUUAUCACGUUUUUGGCAAUUUUCCACCACAAACUACUAAUUUAGUACAAGUUGAGACGGUUAACUUCUCUCCAAACAGUGGUUAUAUGAGUAUAAGUAACAACAAAGGUGUUGUUAACCUGUUUAGGUUGAGGCAUUUCCGUAAUUAUUAAGAUAAUAAAGAUGUUUUAUUGAUA